GUGCACUUGUGAUCACCUGGUUGCAUCCUGGAAACUAGCUAGUCACACCUAAGCAGGUGGCCCGCCCAUCCUCCGCGGGUUGAGGAAGCAGGAAAAGGCGGCAGUGAGAGGAGUGGGCAGAGCUGCUGGCAAUGGUGGCCGGAAUCCCAGCUACGAUGAGCUUUCUCUGGUGCCUGGCUCUGCCCCUUUUCUUCUGCUGCUGGGAGGCUGGGGCCCACAGGAGCUCUGCAGGCCCCAGUGGAUCAGGCCACACAGAACUGCCUGCUGUGACUCCGGAGGUCUGGACAAGCUCAGAGGAAGACUUUCAGGCUACUGUCACUCCGGAGGUCUGGACAAGCUCAGAGGAAGUCUUUCAGGCUACUGACCUCAUUGAGCCCUCUGCGUCAAACUACAUCUCUUGGGAAACUCAAACCCUGAGCACCCAGACCUCUGAUAAGACCUUCAUCAGAGGCGGCACCAUUUCAGAAGCAGAGACCAGGGAAGACAAGACCAUGGCUCUCAUGACAAGAAAGCCUUCCAAGUUCACGGCUGUGAUCACUACUCCCACGGCGACAUCAUCCACAGGUGGCAGCCCCACAGGACGUGUAAGGACCACAGUUGACACUGUCACAGGCAGUGAGCUCUGGAAAGUUGUCUUUGAGAACCUUUGCACUUUUGACAGCUCUGAAGAAGCAAAGAGAAUCUUGAAAUUCACUCACAUUUCUGCAGAAACCGAGGCCCUAUCCUCAGAGAGCAGCGCCUCCCCUGACAGCUCAGUUCCAGCCAUCACCACCUCACAAGCCCUGUCAGCAGACAUCACUGCUCUGACGAAAGCCUUGGUUACCUACAUCACCAACAUCAAGGUGAUCAACUGCAGAGUUAUGGAAACAGAACCAACUGCUGCCAUCCCUGGGACCUCACACAUAGAUCACAGCUCUGCAGGAGGACAGGCCCUGUCCCCCACUGAGAGGUCAGCCUUGCCUGACUCCACUGAAGCAAAAUCACACCUUGCUAGGAACACAACCUCUGCUGAGACCUGGACAAUAGCCCACGCCACGGAAUCAGUCACACCUGCGGUCACAGUCAUCCUCAGUAGCACCCCAGAAAAGGAAACGACAGCAGCCAAGGCCAGCACCCCAAGUGGAACCUUGGUGACAGUCAGCAAGAACCUCUUGGAAGAAAGCUCAGCCCUCUCUGUUGAGACAACAAGCGACAUCAGUAUCUCAGGGAUAAUUACAGUCUUCACAGAGGAUGCGACAAUAGUAAGCAAAGUGACUUCCCCUGCUGGGUUCUCAGCUAUGGUCUACAGCUUCUCCGAAGAAACCUCCACCACGAGUUCCACCUCCUCAGAGACUUCUGCCACACACACCACAUUCAGUGGGCCCAUUCCCUCUAUCAGCAGGAGCUCUUUUUCUUCUUUCCAUCUGCCUAUGGUUGACAGCAUCCCAGAAACAAGCAUCACCUCAGCCAAGACCACAGCCUCAGCCAAGAGCAGCCCCACAGCCUCAGCCGACAGCACCCCAGAAACAAGUGUCUCCUCAACCAAGAUCACAGCCUCAGCCAAGAGCAGCCCCACAGCCUCAGCCGACAGCACCCCAGAAACAAGUGUCUCCUCAACCGAGAUCACAGCCUCAGCCAACAGCAGCCCCACAGCCUCAGCCAAGAGCAGCCCAGAAACAAGUGUCUCCUCAAGCGAGAUCACAGCCUCGACCAACAGUAGCUCAGAAACAAGCGUCACCUCAGCCAAGGCCACAGACUCAGCGAAGACCUUGAAAACAGCCAGCUCAGGUGGAGGGAAGCCCUCAACAACCUCGGCCAGCACUGCUCGGACAAGGUGGACAGAUAUUACCCCAGGCGCAGACGGAGGCUUCCUCCUCCUGAGGCUGAACGUGGCUUCCCCUGAAGACCUCACUGACCCCAGUGUGGCAGAGAGGCUGAUGCAUCAGCUCAGCCAUAAACUGGACAUGCUUACGUUUCCUGUCCAAGUCUCCCUGCUGCGUGUCAGGAGUGGCUGAAGAACACCAGCCGCAACCAGGCACGGCUGCGUGCGGAAGGGAGCAGUGCUGCCUGUGACCUGGGCCCCACCACAUCUGGAACCAUGUGACUGUGCAGAGAUGUACCUGGAAGGUUCCCAUGUAGGUCAGCAGAUCACGGCCUUACCCAGACCCCGUAGUGGGACUCGGGCUCACAUAUGCCUGGGGGUAGUGUGUAGGGAGGGGGUGGGGUCUGCCCCUUGCUGCAGAGAUGACCUUGGGCUUCCGCGGGCAUGUGUGUUGUACUUCAGUAAAGAGUGAGCUGAUCCCCCA
Molecule: messenger RNA, 2285 nt
Organism: Bubalus bubalis (water buffalo)
Lineage: Eukaryota; Metazoa; Chordata; Mammalia; Artiodactyla; Bovidae
Gene: MUC20
Product: mucin 20, cell surface associated
Exons: 4
Coding region: 132-1994 (620 amino acids)
Biological process (GO): hepatocyte growth factor receptor signaling pathway
Source: RefSeq, a predicted model, not a curated record